CACUAUUGGGGAGCAAAGGGUUACGUACGUAUCUUUACUCCCAGUUGGCCAGAUGCCAAUGGUAAUCACAUGAAGAAUGAUAAUUGGAUAAGUUUGCCCAGUCGUGCAGUGUGCCGGAUACUGAACUCUCCUCCAUCUGUCUCUCGCUCUUUCUCUCUCUCUUUCACAAACGAACACAAACAUACACGACUCAAGCAGUCAUGUGGCAGUAUAUGCUCCUGCUCUUGUUGGUUCUUCUGAUCCCUGGGUUGGUUUUCUUCUAUCGUCUCCAUGGAAUGGGAAGGAACCCCUUCAGCCAGGAGUCUGUGCAUUCUCCCAAGCCAGUGGUGACAGACCAGGAGGCUCGCAAAAAGAUCCUCAAGAAAGGUUUCUCUGCAGAUAAAGUGCCCCCCAACUUAGAUGCAAUUGUUAUUGGAAGCGGGAUCGGAGGCCUAUCUGUUGCAGCUGUCUUGGCCAAGGCAGGAAAACGGGUUUUGGUGCUGGAGCAGCACAGCAAGGCUGGAGGAUGUUGCCACACCUUUCAGGAGAGAGGAUUUGAGUUUGAUGUUGGCAUCCACUACGUGGGGCAAAUGCACAAGAAUGGCAUGUUGAGGGUAAUCAUGGACCAGCUCACCAAUGGGCAACUCGACUGGGUUCAGUUGGAGGAUCCCUAUGAUAUCAUAACCAUUGGGGACAAGGAUUAUAUGCUUUGCUGUGGCAAGAAGGCCUUUGGUGAGGAGCUGGAAAGGCAGUUCCCAGAAGAGAAAGAGGGCAUCCAAGAGUUCAUAAGGUUAGCAAAGGUAGUAUCAAAGCAUGUGGCUCUGCUGGCUGUUCUGAAAAUGAUACCCUCGUGGUUGUCUACAUUCCUGAUCCGAUGUGGCCUCAUUCACUGGAUCUCUCCCGUUUUCAGAUUGGCAUGUUCCAGCCACAGCAAAAUGGCGACCCAGUUGACCUCCAAUCAGGAUCUGCUAGCUAUCUUCAGCUACUUCUUCUAUGGAGUUCCGCCCAAAGACUCGAGCUUCUUGAUUAAUCUCCUCAUGAUCCAUCACUACAAGCGUGGAGCAUGGUAUCCAAGAGGGGGAUCGAGUGAAAUUCCUUUCCACAUGAUACCCGUCAUUGAGCAAUCAGGAGGUGCUGUGCUAACCAGGGCCCGUGUGCUUCAAAUCUUACUCUCUGAAAGUGGCACUGCAAUCGGAGUGAGUGUUCAGAAAGGACAGAAUGGAGAGGUGAAAGUUUAUGCUCCUUUGGUGAUCUCAGAUGCUGGCAUUUACAAUACCUUGGAGAAAAUGCUGCCUCCUCAGAUCAGAAGCAAACCAGAGAUUCAGUCCCAACUUAGUAUGAUCAGGCCUGGGAUGGGCUCAUUCCUAGUCUUUGUGGGUCUUCGAGGGAGCAAAGAAGAACUUGGUCUCAAGUCUACCAACUACUGGAUUUACCAACACAGUAAUCUAGACAGUCUGAUGACAAAAUAUUUUGCCCUACCCAGAGAAAAAGUGAGUACCAACCUUCCUAUGAUGUUCAUCACCUUCCCAUCAGCCAAGGAUCCCACAUAUGAAGACAGGCACCCUGGACACUCUUGCAUGACCAUUCUCACCAUGGCCCACUAUGAGUGGUUUCAGGAGUGGUCUGAAUGUCGUGUGAAGAACAGAGGAGCCGAUUAUGAUGCCCUGAAGAUGGAGAUUGCCCAGAACCUCUUAGACUUGGCUUUGGCAAAGUUUCCCCAGCUCAGAGACAAGGUAGACUUCAUGGAAGCUGCUUCCCCUCUCAGCAACCAACACUAUCUAGCUGCUCCUGUGGGUGAAAUGUAUGGUGCGGAGCACAAUACAGAUCGGUUCGAACCACAGGUUGUGGCUGCUAUGAGAGCACAGACUCCCAUUCCAAAUCUCUACUUGACAGGUCAAGAUGUCUUCUGCUGUGGCCUUGCAGGGGCCUUACAUGGAGGCCUGAUUUGUGCCUCAGCUAUACUUCGACGCAUUGUUUACAUAGACCUGCUGCUACUGAAGAAGAAACUAAAGAAACAAGAUCAGAAGAAAGGGGACUAGUCCUGCCAGCCACUGUCACUCUCUCAGAAUCAAAGCUGUAGUAGGAUUGCUGAAUCAGGCCAAAAAUCCAACUGGUUCAGCAUCCAGUCAAACAAUAGGUGAGCCGAUGUCCUCCAUAGAUCCAAUAGCAAACCAAGAGGAGAGCAACAAGUUCCUCUUCUGAUUGUUUCCCAAUACCUAGCAUUUAGCAGAAGAUGGUUGCCUCUAUCUUGGACAUAGUGUGUGGUAGGAAUGUAACUUCCUAAACAUUUUUAAACAAUUUUUCAAACCUUUUUUAAAUUUUUCAAACCUUUUCAAUUUUUCUCCUUGUCAAAACCUGCAGUUUUUAAAGAUUGUUUACAAGUCAAGUUUUAUUCUGCUCCAAAAUUAAAAUGAAAUAAGAUUUUAGAAUGCACGUGGAUUUUUUCCACGGGAAACAUUUUAUGUACAGAAAACAAGGUACUGGCAUGGAAAAGAGAAUUUUCUCCACAGGAAAAAAAAAUUGCAAAAGUAACAUUUCUGUGCGGAAAAUGCUCUUUUCUAUGCAGGGAAGCUUGCUUCAAUGGAAAAAUAGUAUUUUUGGCACAGAAAAACUUUUUUUAUGUCAAAAGAUAAAUUUCCUUCCUGCAAAGGUUAUUGAUUGGAUAAGAAUCUCCUUGUUUAUUUUUCCCAAAAUUCAAGGCAAUUAUUUUUUUCAAUAUUUUUUGAAUUUUUCUUAUCAUUAGUAUGUAGUCAUUAUGUGAGUGAGUCAUCAUUGCUAGUCAUGGAAAGAGACCUUCUGUGACUUCGUCUAAUAAUCUCUUAAAGUCAUCUAAGUUGGUGCCAUUAUCUCAUUAUCUUGGUGCAGAAAUGUUCCAUAGUUUAGCUGUGCAGCUCUGUCAACCAAGCUGCUGGAAGUUGACAGCAGUGACACUGGUGAGAAAAAAGAAAAGAAAAACAAAGACAUUUCCUUUCCACAAUGUGGGGAGAAAACAGCCUGCCCUCCUUCCUGGCAGGGCUUUAUGGUGCUAGAGGAGGCUGUUCCUAUAACAGGGAGAGCUACCAUUGGUGCUGUGGGGUUUCCCAAGCAAUAAUCAGGUCUGCAAAAUCAGCAGCCUUUAGCAAAUCCCAGUAGCACCAGUACAGCUCCAAAGAUAGUGGUACAGCCCUCAAUUCUGGAGUAGAGUCCAUUGCUGACCUGCUCUUAGCAAAAUACACAUAGACUACAACCUCUAUAUAGGCACAGGAAUGUUGCUAGAUACCCAUUUAUUUGGAUACUCAGUGCCAUUUCUUUUGUCUGUUGCAAAACUAGGUUGCAGAAUAGUUAUCUGCUGGUGUCCUUUCUGGAAAACUUGGCAUUCUUGCAGUGGCAUAGCUAUAAUUGGUUUUGCCAGAGUAGGACUCCAGGUUACUAGCCAACAUGGGCUUUUUAUUUUGUAUCAAAAGCAUAGCAUAAAUUAGUAUAAAACUGAUAAAAAUAGAAGGAGCGCAAGCAGCUAAAUAUAUUUUGACCAAAAAUGGGCAACAGCAAUGGCAUUGCCUGUAGCCUCCAACAAUUCUUUCUCUGUACAUGAGGCAGGGCAUAGUGGACAAGCAUACAGAUGUGAUGUUGUUUGUUCUGCUCCACAGUCACACAAAGUGUGGGAUUCUUUUAGGUAGUGCCAUUUUGCCAGGUUGUCUUUUGAUCUGCCCACUCCAUUUCUGAGUCUGUUCAGGGACUUCCAAGUUCCCCAUUCUUGGUUUGCCCCUGGAGGAAGACCCUUGUGGAGUGCCAUCCAGUUGGGAUUUCCUGGUUUAGCUGCCCAGAGGGAUACCCUUGCUGUUGCUGGGGGGACACAAAGAGGAGUGGUAGUUCUCAUAAAGCUUUUCCUUGAUUUGAGUCUACUGGGAGGAAGAUGGUAGCCAUGUAGUAGAUGGCUUUCACUACAUGGCCAACAUGGGCUGCCUAAGAGCUUCUGCCAGGGUUGACAAUAUUAGGCUAGCUUGACAAAAGAUGUGAUUCACUGUCAGGCAGCUAUCUGUGCUCGGUGCUCCUAUUUAAUGUGUUACUUCCAAGUUCUGGGAAAAUUAAAGUGGUAGCCUAUAAUGGCCUAUAAUUAAGUCUUUCUACCUCUAUCAGAUUAAUCUGAAAAGGCGGGGGGCGUAGGAGGUCCACUUGUCAGGCGCUCUCUAAUGUGGAGCUACCCAUUUUCCUGGGUUCUCAUAUUCUAUCAUUGUAGAAGAAGAGGGUGGUCAGGUGUUCUUUUGAUUUCCCCAGGACUUUGAGAGAGAGAUUCUAUGCACUGUUUUGAUCUGAUGACUCAAUCUGUUUGUUUUCCCCACUCUCCACUGUUCUGUUCUAUAGGCUAUGCAGUGAUAGGCGAUAGUGUUUGGUAGUUUCUAUGACAGUGAAGUAAUAUAUCCACUCCAACCCCAGUCUGAACUUUUGUCUGAAAUGAGUUCGGCACCUUGGAUAGCUCUGUUGAAAUUUGGAUGAAUUCAUAAUGCAGAUUCACUAGCAUCCACUGCUGGUAAUGUUUCUAACGUUGUAGCUAUGUAAGCCAGUUUAGAAGGUUCCUAAGUUUGCUAUCUGAAGAGUGAACUAUAAAUCUCUUAAAUGAACAAAUAAAUAUUUGUAUGUAUGUA
Anolis sagrei ordinatus is the source of this 4601-nucleotide messenger RNA. Its product is annotated as all-trans-retinol 13,14-reductase-like. NCBI's taxonomy places the organism in Eukaryota, Metazoa, Chordata, Lepidosauria, Squamata, Anolidae. The record is from RefSeq and is a predicted model, not a curated record.